This is a messenger RNA of Cryptomeria japonica (Japanese cedar), 3271 nucleotides long. RefSeq names its product pentatricopeptide repeat-containing protein At4g13650-like. The coding region runs from base 100 to 2496 and encodes 798 amino acids. Gene Ontology annotation, biological process: RNA modification. Gene Ontology annotation, cellular component: intracellular membrane-bounded organelle. The transcript has a single exon. Lineage: Eukaryota; Viridiplantae; Streptophyta; Pinopsida; Cupressales; Cupressaceae. Gene Ontology annotation, molecular function: protein binding; RNA binding. The record is from RefSeq and is a predicted model, not a curated record.
AACAUAACUGUUACACCUGCUUCAAAUGCAACUGUUGCCUGGCAUUUUUCGCUAGUACAGACCUCCUCCUGCCUCUGAAAGAAACAAUUUAGAUUUGAAAUGCCAUUGCCAUCCACUACUCAUCUCAAUCUCACAGCACUACGUAGACAAGGCCAGUUGAAGCAGGCGCUGCACAUUCUGCUUACUACGUACAACCCCCCUGAAAACUCCUCUACAUAUCUUCAAUUAUUGCAGGCCUGCAUUCUCAAGAACGCUCUUUCACAAGGGAAAAAGGUCCACUCUUUCAUCGCUCAGAGGCGAUUUGCGUCUCCUACAAGUAGAACUUUCCAUAAUAACCUUAUCAACAUGUAUGUCAAGUGCGGAAGUUUGUUUAAUGCUCGAAAAUUGUUUGAUGACAUGACAGAACGAGACGUCUGCUCAUGGAAUACCAUAAUUGGAGCAUACCGAAGUAAUGGGUAUCCUCACGAGGCGGUCACACUGUUUCAUCAAAUGCAACGAACAGGUUUUCAACCCGACCAGUUCACAUUUGCCAGCGUACUUCCAGCCUGUGCGAAAGUGGGCGCUCUGGAACAGGGUAUGGACGUGCAUCAAAGUAUAAACGAGAGAGGAAUUUCGUCAAAUGUUGUAGUUGUGACUGCCCUGGUAGACAUGUAUGCAAAAUGUGGAAGCAUAGACAAGGCACGUGAAGUGUUCGACAAAAUGCCUCAAAGAAAUGUGGUUUCUUGGAAUGUCAUGAUUGCAGGAUAUGCACAAAUGGGAUAUAAUGAAAAGGCUUUAGAAACUUACAAGCAAAUGCAAUUGGCCAGUGUAAAGCCAAAUUCUACAACCUUUGCUAGCAUCCUCCCUGCCUGUGCCAAAAUCGGAGAUCUGCAACAGGGUGUGGACAUCCAUCAAAGCAUAAAGGAAAGAGGAAUCUCUUCAGAUGUUGCCGUUGCAACUGCCCUGGUAGACAUGUAUGCAAAAUGUCGAAACAUAGAAAAGGCACAUGAACUGUUUGACAGAAUGCCUAAAAAAGAUGUCAUCUCAUGGACUGCCAUGAUUUCAGGAUACGCACAACAUGAGUUUGCUGAGAAGGCUUUGCAAAUGUUCAAGCAAAUGCAAUUGGCAGGUGUAAAGCCAAAUUCAAAAACCUUUUCCAGCAUACUUCCAGCCUGUGCGAAAAUGGGUGCUUUGGAACAGGGUAUAGACAUCCAUCAAAGCAUAAAGGAUAGAGGAAUUUUGUCAAAUGUUGUAGUUGCAACUGCCCUCGUAGACAUGUAUGCAAAAUGCGGAAGCAUAGACAAGGCACGUGAACUGUUUGACAGAAUGCCUGAAAGAGAUGUCUUCUCCUGGAACACAAUGAUUGUAGGAUAUACACAAAAUGGGUUUGUUGAAAAGGCAUUAGAAACUUUCAAGCAAAUGCAAUUGGCAGGUGUAAAGCCAGACUCCACAACCUUUGCCAGCAUCCUUCCAGCCUGUGCCAAAAUGGGAGCUUUGGAACAGGGUAUAGACAUCCAUCAAAACGUAACGGAACAGGGUUUUUUGUCAGAUGUUGUAAUUGCAAGUGCCCUGGUGGACAUGUAUGCAAAAUGUGGAAGCAUAGACAAGGCAUUUGAACUGUUUGACAGAAUGCCUCAAAGAAAUGUGGUCACAUGGAAUACCAUGAUUGCAGGAUAUGCACAAAAUGGACUUGUUGAAAAGGCUUUAGAAUCUUUCAAGCAAAUGCAAUUGGAAGGUAUCAAGCCAAAUUCCACAACCUUUAUCAACAUCCUUCCAGCCUGUGCCAAGAUGGGAGCUUUGGAACAGGGCAUGAACAUCCAUCAAAGCAUAACAGAAGAGGGAUUGAUGUCAGAUAUUGUAGUUGCCAGUGCCCUUGUAGACAUGUAUGCAAAAUGUGGAAGCAUUGAAAAGGCGCGUGAACUGUUUGACAGAAUGCGUCAAAGAGAUGUAGUCUCAUGGAAUGCCAUGAUUGCAGGAUAUGCACAAAAUGGAUUUUGCAAGGAUGCCCUCAAAAUCUUUGAAUUAAUGAAGCACUCUGGAACAUAUCCUAACAUUGUAAGCUUUGCUUGUGUUUUAUAUGCAUGCAGCCAUGCAGGUUUAGUGGAUGAGGGCUGUGCAUACUUCAAUCAUAUGAGUAAACCUUAUUGCAUUACACCUACGGUAGAUCAUUAUGUGUGCGUGGUUGACCUUCUUGCCCGUGCUGGCUAUCUUGAAGACACCCUUAACUUCAUCAUUAAGAUGCCAGUUAAACCUGUGGCGGUUGUGUGGAUGUGUUUUCUUGCUGCCUGUCGAUCGCAUAUGAAUAUCGGCUUGGGAGUAUAUACAGCGAUGCUGCUUUUUGAUUUGGAUCCUACAAAUUCUGCAACUUACAUUCUUCUCUCAAAUAUCUACGCAGAAGUGGGCAGGUGGGCUGAGGUUCAGAUGGUAAGGAAAUUGAUGAAAGAGAGGGGAAUUAAUAAGAUCCCUGGAUGUAGUUGGAUUGAGGGCCAAGGUCAAAACUUGUUACAGAUGAAUUAACAAGAUCCCUGGAUGUAGUUGGAUUGAAGUCCAUAAAAUGGUACAUGCUGUAUGUGGAGGAGACAGAUCACAACCAAUGACACGCAAGAUCUAUGCAAAGUUGGGGAAAUUGGCUUCCGAGAUGAAGGCAGAAGGGUAUUGCCCACAUUCAAGACAUUUACUUGAUGUGGAAGUGGAGGAAAAAGAACUAUUUCUCUGCCACCAUAGUGAAAAGUUAGCAGUUGGAUUUGGUUUGUUUAACACACGCCCUGGAACAACAAUUAGAGUUGUUAAGAACUUUCGAGCAUGUGCUGCUUGCCACACUGCAAUAAAAUUCAUCUUGAAGAUAGUUGUGAGAGAAUUUAUUCUGAGAGACGCAAAAUGUUUCCAUCAUUUUAAAGGGACAAUGCUCUGGAAGAGAUUAUUGGUGAUGCGAAACGAAGCAAUCUGAAAAAUAGGCGUGCACUGUAAUAAUGUGCACCAUAGUUAGACCUGUUUUAUUUAUUGAAUUGUUUUCAGGAAAACUUGAAAACUGGAGGAGGUGGUGGGGAAAAAAAUUCAGAAGGUAAGAAACAUUUCAAGUGAAUGGGAAGCUUGACCAGCAUUAAAUGGUAGGAGGGUUCUCAAUCAAUCUUUUCUAUUUUGCAGUCCGUUCGAUUUUGUAGUUCUUGUCUUUGGAUUAAUUGUAUUAGCUUUGGAUUACAUCAGGUCCACCAUUUGAGAUCGGAUAAUUUUAUGAGUACAUGUAGUUUUGUCUCAUAUAUGGGUAGAUUUUUCUAAUGGUGAUUCAAAUCCA